Fragaria vesca subsp. vesca is the source of this 1708-nucleotide messenger RNA. RefSeq names its product aminoacylase-1-like. Gene Ontology annotation, biological process: amino acid metabolic process. The transcript has 5 exons. Gene Ontology annotation, molecular function: aminoacylase activity. Gene Ontology annotation, cellular component: cytoplasm. The coding region runs from base 49 to 1389 and encodes 446 amino acids. The record is from RefSeq and is a predicted model, not a curated record. NCBI's taxonomy places the organism in Eukaryota, Viridiplantae, Streptophyta, Magnoliopsida, Rosales, Rosaceae.
UUUCCUCACUCAUUCACUCUUGACUCGACACCUGAGAAGAAUAAGAAAAUGGAGCUGCUCCUCCUCCGUCUCUGCUUACUCUCCCUUCUCCUCCUCUCAUCAAAACCCAUCUCCGCAGAAGAACAACAAGACUCAGUAAUCUCAAUGUUCCAAAAAUACCUCCAAAUCAACACCGCCCACCCAAAACCCCUGUACCAAGAAGCAGCCGAUUUCAUCCUCACCGAGGCCAACUCCCUCUCCCUUCAAUCCCAGACCCUCGAGUUCGUCCCCGGCAAGCCCCUCGUCCUCCUCAAAUGGCCCGGCUCCGACCCUUCUCUCCCUUCCAUCCUCCUCAACUCCCACACCGACGUCGUCCCCGCCGAGCACGACAAGUGGGCCCACCACCCCUUCGCCGCCCACGUCGACCCGAAUGGUAAAAUCUACGCCAGAGGCUCCCAGGACAUGAAGUGCGUCGGGCUUCAGUACCUGGAGGCCAUUCGUCGUCUGAAGACUUCUGGGUUUGUGCCCACUCGGAGCGUUUACUUGUCUUUUGUUCCGGAUGAGGAGAUUGGCGGCCAUGACGGCGCUGAGAAGUUUGCUGAGUCUGAGAUUUUCAAAUCCUUGAACGUUGGGAUAGUACUUGAUGAAGGGUUGGCGUCACCGAGUGAGAACUACAGGGCGUUUUAUGCGGAGAGGUGCCCGUGGUGGCUGAUCAUCAAGGCUACCGGGGCACCGGGGCAUGGGGCGAAGCUGUAUGACAAUACUGCCAUGGAGAAUAUAUUGAAGAGCAUUGAGAGUGUGAGGAGGUUCCGGGCAGCGCAGUUUGAUUUGGUGAAGGCGGGAUUGAAGGCUGAAGGGGAGGUUGUCUCGGUUAAUAUGGCAUUUUUGAAGGCUGGCACACCGAGUCCGACUGGUUUUGUCAUGAAUUUGCAGCCAUCUGAAGCAGAGGCAGGGUUUGAUAUUAGGGUCCCCCCAACUGCUGAUCAGGAGUCUCUGGAAAAACGAAUUGCUGAAGAAUGGGCGCCCACUUCACGCAACAUGACUUUUAGGCUUGGGCAGUUCAAGCAGAAGGUUUCGGUGCUUGAUAAGUCUGGGAGGCCAGUCCUUACAGCAACUGACAGUUCAAAUCCCUGGUGGGCCCUGCUAGAAGAAGCAGUCAAAAAAGCUAACGGAAAACUUGGAAAGCCUGAGAUUUUUCCUGCAUCAACAGAUGCUCGCUAUUUCCGGUUACAAGGCCUGCCAGCAAUUGGAUUCUCCCCUAUGGCUAACACUCCUAUUCUGCUCCAUGACCAUAACGAGUUUCUAAACAAAGACGAAUACUUGAAAGGAAUCAAAAUUUAUGAAUUCAUUAUCAAAUCUUAUUCAUCUUAUGCUGAGCAUGUGACAACGGGCAUGAGAGAUGAGUUAUAGAGGAGAAACAUGAUUGAGUCCUCUUUGGAAUAAUGUUUUCACGUUGUAACAUAAUUGGAGAGCAGAGAUGUUAUGUAAUGUUGUAACAAUAAGGGGAAGAUGGGGUUUUCCCUUUAACUAUGCACUUAAUCUAUGUAUUGCAAGGUGGUUGAUGUUUUGGUAAAUAGACAUGGUUUAGUGAUAUAUGUUGAUCAGUUGAUCACCUCAUCAAAUUUUUCAGUUGCUCCUAUGCUUUGUUCCAUAAUGCAUCAUUUGAUAUUAGCAAUUUAUUCAUGAGAAGAACAAAUAACAUAUAUUUUCAUCUUUUUGCACUUGAUCA